AUGCGAGCUUUUUCCUCCAAGGCCAAGCGUGAUUUUUACGAAAUGCUCGGUGUCACUCGUUUGGCAGAUAAGGCGUCAAUCAAAAAGGCGUACUUCAAACUUGCCAAGAAAUACCAUCCCGAUACGAAUAAGGGUGACGAAAAAGCGUCUGAAAAGUUUAAAGAAGUCACGGAAGCCUACGAAGUGCUAUCGGAUGAUAAGCAGCGCGAACGAUACGACCAGUUUGGACACGCUGGUGUCGACCCCAAUUUUCAGGGUGAAAAUCCGUUUGGCAAUGGCGGUUUUGAUUUCAAGUUGUUUGAUAUGUUCUUUGGUGGUGGCGGUGGUGGUGGUCGUCGGCGCUCUCGUGGUCCGCGUCGGGGUGCCGACCUGCAAAUGCACGUGAAACUUACCUUUCAGGAAGCCGUCUUUGGAGCGUCCAAAGAUUUGCAUUUGCGUUACGAAACCGUCAAUCGAAAAACGGGCAAGGUUCAAGUGAAAGAACGCGAUGUCACCGUUGAUACACCUCCCGGUAUUGAUAAUGGAAUGAGCCUGCGGCUGGCGGAAAAGGGUGCGGAAGGUGAUCCCGGGGCACCUCCCGGUAACUUGCUGGUGCAGGUUCUGGUAGAACCGGACAAGUACUUUGAACGAGAUGGGUACGACGUUCAUGUACAGAUACCGAUCAGCUUGACACAGGCGGUUCUAGGAGGAACUGUUGACGUCAAAACGCUAUCGGGUGAAGUGGAAAUGAAAAUUCCGAAAGGUUGCCAGCCAGAUACGAAACUGAUGCUUCGCGGUAGAGGUAUUCAACAAUUGCACGGAGCCGGAAAGGGAAACCAGGUUGUACAUCUGCAAUUGCAAAUACCGACAGAAAUCACGCCCCGUCAAGAAGAGUUGUUGAGAGAGUUUGACGCGGAGGCAACAGCUCACGGA
This is a messenger RNA of Phaeodactylum tricornutum CCAP 1055/1, 912 nucleotides long. RefSeq lists its product with no specific name. The record is from RefSeq and is a predicted model, not a curated record. The transcript is spliced from 3 exons. Gene Ontology annotation, biological process: protein refolding. NCBI's taxonomy places the organism in Eukaryota, Bacillariophyta, Bacillariophyceae, Surirellales, Neidiaceae. The annotation marks the transcript as partial. Gene Ontology annotation, cellular component: cytoplasm.